Acanthosepion pharaonis is the source of this 771-nucleotide messenger RNA. The record is from the annotation of a GenBank genome assembly. NCBI's taxonomy places the organism in Eukaryota, Metazoa, Mollusca, Cephalopoda, Sepiida, Sepiidae.
AUGAAACUCUCUCUCUCUCUCUCUCUCUCUCUCUCUCUCUCUCUCUCUAUCUAUCUAUCUAUCUCUCCUGCUCACACUCUCACUCCUCUGAUUCACUAUUUCAUUCUUAUAUUCCCUCUCUUUCUCACACUUUUUAAUUCCUCGCCCUCUUUCUUACGCUUCCAAUAUCUCUCUCACUCUCUCACACGCUCAAUCUAUCUCACCAUCUCUCCCACUCGAUAUCUGACACACACACUCAUUAUCACUCACUCACUCACUCUCUCAUUCGCUCUUACUCUCCAACUUUCUCUCCCACAAUCCGUCAUUCAUUUCCCCCCAUUCAGUUUUUCAUUGACUCUUUCUGCCUCGCACUCUCUCACUAAUUCUCUUUCAAUCUCUCAAAUAUUCUCUCUUAGUCUCACUCACUCGCAUGAACUCUUUAGCACUCUCUUUUAUUGUCUCAAUCUCUCACAGACUCAAUCUCUAUCUAUCUAUCUAUCAAUCUAUCUAUCUAUCUCUCCUUCUUACGUCCUUUCUCACACGGAUUCUCUUUCUCUCUCAUCCCCCUCGCCUUCUUUCCCACUCUUUCCUAUUUAUUCUCUCUCGCUCUCUUAUAAUUUCUCACUUUCUUACUCGCUCUCAAGCUGUCUCGCCUUCUCAUUCACUCUUUCUCAUUUUCUCUCAUUAUUUCUUUAUCAAUCUCUUUUAACUUCUCUCUUUCACUCUCUUUUACUCCCUUGCCUUUUCUCUCACUCUCAUUAUCUCGCUUAUGCUCUUUCCCAAAAGAAAUAA